Messenger RNA from Nomascus leucogenys (northern white-cheeked gibbon), 2423 nucleotides. It is a transcript of the gene RHOD, whose product is annotated as ras homolog family member D. Gene Ontology annotation, molecular function: GTPase activity; GTP binding. The record is from RefSeq and is a predicted model, not a curated record. Gene Ontology annotation, biological process: cell migration; small GTPase-mediated signal transduction. NCBI's taxonomy places the organism in Eukaryota, Metazoa, Chordata, Mammalia, Primates, Hylobatidae.
CUGCAGACCACAGCCCGGAGCGGGAGCCGAGCAGAGGAGUCAAGGAGCUGGGCUCUGCCUCUCCACCUAGUGACUCCUGCCCUGGCUGCCUCUUUAGACCACAGUGAGUUUAAAGGAGGUUGAAGGUGCUUUUUCACCUGCCUGACUUGGAACUCCAUGAGGAGUGAUGUCAUGACCAGCAUAAAUUGGGGGGAACCUAAUGACGUCUGCCCCUUGUUCUUUUAAGCUUCAAUAGAAACACUCAGUCCAAGAUCUGGGAAGACCCUUGUGCCCAUUUUUAAAAGAUUUCAACUCUGGCCAUUAGGAGAAUUGGAGAGAUCAGGUGACAAUGAGUUCCCAGUUCAAUGCUGGAUUUACUGCUGGCAUCCAAAGUGCUCCACUGGGCAAGCACCAGCUCCUCUUGCUGCACCACUGUGCAAGGGAGCCUCACCCUCUGCGGGGGCGGGGUGGGGGGGCAGCAUUCCGCUCCGGCCUCCGCAGCUUCGCACGUGCCGCUCUCUCCUGUAGAACACCUUUUCCCUCCCCCAUCUGACUGUGUCUCACUUUUUCCUCAAGACUCUGAAAGGUUUCCUGACUCCCUCAACCUGGGCGAGGAGCUCCUUUCCCCUACUCCCGUCCCGCUGCCUGUCCCUACUCUCGUUGUAGUUCUGAUCACACUGAUGUCCUGCGUGUCUACCAUUCUAAGCUGUGGGCUUUCAAGGCAGGGCCUGGAUUUUGUCUUAAACAGUUCAGGGUCCCCAGGCCCUUGGGCACCAGGGGGACAGCUCAUGGUGCAAUAAUAAGAAACACUCACACUUUACAGAGGGAAGGUUCCAUCGCUUUCCCUAGAUCGUGGCCAGCCAGGGUGUCAGGUGGCUGCCCACCUGCAGCAGAGCUUCCUGGUGCUGGCGGAGGGGGGCAGGCCAGGCCUGGUGGGGCCAGUGAAGGGGGUCAUCCCCUUCCCACUUGGCAUGAAACGCCUGUGUUGUGCUGCGUCCUAAGACCCCUGGGGAAAUGCACCAUUCAUUCAUUCAUUCAUUCAUUCAGUAAAGGUCACUGGCUCCUGCCUGGGAUCUGGGACCCAGCCCCUGAGCACACCCCCGCCCGCACUGUCGUGGUCCCGCUGUUUGUCUUCUCCCUUCCGACCUCCCGUGGCCCCAGCGCGGCCCGCUCACAGUAGGUGCUCGGGCAGCGUUUCUUCAGGGGCCUAGAAGGCCUGGAGAGGAAGGGCCCCAGCCCAGCCGCCCGGGCCUCUCACCUGGCUCUCGGGGCGUCCGGCUCGCACUUCCUCCCGCCGCCCCGCCCCUUCCACAUUCCUGCCCCGCCGGGCCUGCCCCGCGCAGUCUGGGUCCCUGCGCCGCAGCCGCCCGCCCGCCCGCUCAGCGCCCGGCCCCGGGAUGACGGCGGCCCAGGCCGCGGGUGAGGAGGCGCCACCAGGCGUGCGGUCCGUCAAGGUGGUCCUGGUGGGCGACGGCGGCUGCGGGAAGACGUCGCUGCUGAUGGUCUUCGCCGAUGGGGCCUUCGCCGAGAGCUACACCCCCACGGUGUUUGAGCGGUACAUGGUCAACCUGCAAGUGAAAGGCAAACCUGUGCACCUCCACGUCUGGGACACAGCAGGGCAAGACGACUAUGACCGCCUGCGGCCCCUGUUCUACCCUGAUGCCAGCGUCCUGCUGCUUUGCUUCGAUGUCACCAGCCCGAACAGCUUUGACAACGUCUUUAACCGGUGGUACCCAGAAGUGAAUCAUUUCUGCAAGAAGGUACCCGUCAUCGUCGUGGGCUGCAAGACUGACCUGCGCAAGGACAAAUCACUGGUGAACAAGCUCCGAAGAAAUGGAUUGGAGCCUGUGACCUACCACAGGGGCCAAGAGAUGGCGAGGUCCGUGGGCGCGGUGGCCUACCUCGAGUGCUCGGCUCGGCUCCAUGACAACGUCCACGCCGUCUUCCAGGAGGCGGCCGAGGUGGCCCUCAGCAGCCGCGGUCGCAACUUUUGGCGGCGGAUUACCCAGGGCUUUUGCGUGGUGACCUGAGCGGCUCGGGCCGACCGAGUGACGCGGGAAGGGGCAGGGCGCUGACCUGCUGCUGAGCUGGCUGGGCUGGACCCGGUCCCUAGGCUGUGACCGCCGAACUGCACCGCAACAGAUGGGCGCCACCAAGGCCAGGCCCUGAGGCCUGGGAGUCCUGGACUGAGAAAGGGGGUUCCUGGGCCCACCUGCUCUGUGUAGGGCUCGUCCUGCGGUGCCCGAGAAUCACUCACUAACCCCUACGCCCGGUCCCGGACCGACAUCCUGGAGCCGCCUGUGCAGCCUGAUGCCCCCUCGUGGCUGCUCCCAGGGCUGCACCUGCCAGGACCUAAUGUUCUCAGGUCCCUCCUGCCAGAACCCACACCUGGCCCCUUCCCACCUGUCAUACUGGUAACUGUAACAAGGAAAACGACAUCACUU